AUGAAAAUACUCAAGCAGCAACUGAAGCCACAUGUAAAAGUUGGAGGAUCUCCGUGGAUAAUGGAUACGAGGAAAGGAAUCGAAUGUGAGAUGCACUGGGAUCCGCACGAUCUCGUAAUGUUUCGGAAGCCAAGUGAUGAUGAUUGUUAUCAAUCUCGUAUCGUGAAGGCGAAGCCGCUGCCAACAAAGUAUGCUCAGAAGCUUUCGAUGUCAGGAAAGGACUUUGUGUCAAGUGGAUGCGAAGGAGGUAGUAACACGAGCAACAGAGCUUCAUGCUCGUCGCCAUCAACAGUACCCUUGACGGAGGACGAGAGAAAUAAAAUCCACGCAAAGAUACUCAAAGCAGAAAUGAAAGGAGAUUUGGAAGCUGUGGAAAAGCUCAGACGAAAACUGGAAGGCAAAGUCGAGAAGAACGAAUCUGUAGUUUUACUGAAGCGUGAUCGUUCUGGAAACGUGAUUCCUGCUCAAGGUAGCAAAGGGUCAUCGAAAUGUUUUGCAGAGUCCUCAUCGCGAAUUCAUCGCGAAUAUGGAAAGCAACAAAGUGUUGAAGAAAUGAUGCGAGAGGAAAAAUCAUCUACUGCUGAGGAUCAGCUUAUGCUCUUUCAUCGGUCAAUUAUUUUGAUCAUGGAUCUCCAUAAAGGAACGUUUGGUUUGUAUUCAUUUGGUUAUGCAGUGGUCUAA
Molecule: messenger RNA, 681 nt
Organism: Angiostrongylus costaricensis
Lineage: Eukaryota; Metazoa; Nematoda; Chromadorea; Rhabditida; Metastrongylidae
Source: the annotation of a GenBank genome assembly